AUGGACGAACAACGGCCCUGGAGCAGGAGCGGCAUCAGUCCUCACGCGCGGUCCAUGUCGGAGCGAAAGGCGAAGCGCUUCAGCCUCACAUUCCCUAUCCAAACAUCCGUGUCGCCAACCUCGGCAACCCUCUCACCAGUCCUACCCUAUACUCCUCUGCUCGCCGAGAAGCCCACCCUAGCUGCUGGCCCGACCGAUUCUGCCUUUCUCACCGCACUGGCCGCCCACGAGCGGCGCGUACUGGAAUUGAGAGAGGAGUUGAUCAAGGCUGAGCAUGAACUACAUCGUCUCAAGCAAACAUGGGCUGCCCACGAAGCUCACAAGAAGCGUCAACACGACCCACGCAAGGUACACAAGAUGCAAUCCUUGCAUGCCACGCCCGACUCCGCCGAUCCGCUACUCGCCUCCCGACAGCACGACAUGGAGCGACGUAGAGCCUUGUUAAGCAGCAACAAGAAUUCAACCCGUACGGUCUUUUCCGGCUCUCGUCAUGCUCGUGCCUUGUCACUAUUGUCGCCUGACGCUGUGCGCCCGCCGCCACCUCGCUCGCAACCUCAGCCACGCCCUGAGCAAGACUCGUCACGACCCCCACACCCUACUCGCGUACCCACCGACGCCGAUUUGACCACCGAGGUGGCACGUACAGCAGACGAUGCUAUUGAUCUGGGCUUGCCUCGCGAGGUUCUGCUCAAGACUGGCAAACAAAUGGCUUCUGACUUUCGAGACGGCCUGUGGACCUUUAUCGAGGACUUGAGACAGGCUACUGUCGGCGACGAAGGCAUCAAUGGAACAACCUCACGAACACAAUCUCGCUCCCCGAAUCCUUCAAGGUCUCCCAGGCCUCAACCUAGUAGAGGUAGUCUCAAACCUUCGCCCAAUCCCCAGCCUUUGAAGAGAAGUGCCACAACCGGUAAUCGACGAACAGAGUCUCGCUCGCCAGCACCAUCAGCCGCCGAAGAAAUCGCAUAUCUCGAUAUUGGUAACUCAUUUUGGAAGGAACACGAGUCCACACCUGCUCCUAUUCUUCGCAAACCCUCCAAGAAGAAAUCUGCUCCUCCUCCCGUCAAGGUCAACCGUGCCUCGACGACUUCUCUCGAUGCAUGGGAGAAUUGGGAAGCCACUGUUCCUGACUCUGACCCGAAGCCGUCGCGAUCCAACUCGUCGAUCUCUGAGCUUCACACGUCCUCAAGCCCAGAUGACACUAGUCCCACAACCAGCACAAGUUCAUCCAGAGACACAAAGAGGGACUCGUUACCAUGGCCUGCGCUGAACAAACUAGCCCCGAGCAAUCUUAGACGCACUGCUUCACAUCUCAUGAACGAGUGGGAGAGAAGUUUGUCUCCUACCUUGGGUGAUACUGAUAGGCAGGGCGAUUAUCUGGAAAGAGCUAUUUCCCCUGCAGGGUCUUUCAAGGAGACCAAGAACGAUUGA
Molecule: messenger RNA, 1431 nt
Organism: Aureobasidium vineae
Lineage: Eukaryota; Fungi; Ascomycota; Dothideomycetes; Dothideales; Saccotheciaceae
Source: the annotation of a GenBank genome assembly